Molecule: messenger RNA, 486 nt
Organism: Ochlerotatus camptorhynchus
Lineage: Eukaryota; Metazoa; Arthropoda; Insecta; Diptera; Culicidae
Product: cuticle protein-like
Exons: 3
Coding region: 1-486 (161 amino acids)
Cellular component (GO): extracellular matrix
Source: RefSeq, a predicted model, not a curated record
AUGGUUGGAAAGCUUUCGGGUGGUGGGUCGGAUCGACCGGCACCGCAGCAACAACGACGGCAGCAGCAGAUGUGUACACUGUGUUUUGUUCUACCAGUGCGCUUCAGUGAAACUCCACUCAGCAGAAUCCGAAACAGGAGAUCCAAGAUGUUCAAGAUCAUUGCUUUGGUUGCCUGUUUGGUCGUCGUGGUUUCGGCGGAGUACUACGAAGUGGAAGAACACCACGAAGAUUACUACGCCUAUCCAAAGUACAAGUUUGAAUAUGGUGUUAAGGAUCCCUACACCGGAGACCACAAGAGCCAGUGGGAGCACCGUGAUGGAGAAGUCGUCGUUGGAUCGUACUCGGUGGAUGAAGCCGACGGUACCCACCGCGUGGUGACAUACAACUCCGAUGAUCACAACGGAUUCCAGGCCCAUGUUCAGCGCGUUGGACAUGCCCAGCAUCCCCAUGGCGAAAGCUACUCCAACAUUGAUCAACAUCACUGA